This is a messenger RNA of Folsomia candida, 2007 nucleotides long. RefSeq lists its product as uncharacterized. The coding region runs from base 1264 to 1644 and encodes 126 amino acids. NCBI's taxonomy places the organism in Eukaryota, Metazoa, Arthropoda, Collembola, Entomobryomorpha, Isotomidae. The transcript has 3 exons. The record is from RefSeq and is a predicted model, not a curated record.
ACGGUUAAGGGUGACGUGAUUGAUGUGAUAUUUAUUUAAUAGUGAUUGCAUCCUUUGAUUGGCAUUGAGUUCUUAACACCCUUUCAGUUCAUCUGCAUACGUACUAUAAUAGUGGAACAUUGUGCUAGUAAUUUACGUUAGAAAUGUAACAGGGGGGUUUUACGUAGGUAUUUAGACGAUUGCAUAUCAAUGGAAGAACUGUUAGUUGAUUUUAUCCACCCAGAUACAUAUACGUAGCAUUGGCCAGUGAUCGGAGAAAUCUGUCAAAUUCGACUCACCACAUGCUAUACGUAUACUCGAGUAUGUAUGUACACACAAACGUAUGUACAAUACGCAGGGCAGUGCACAAUUGUGGGAAUUGAGAAAGAGAACACUUUCUUGAAGUGAUACAGCAUAUUGUGUCGGAGAAAUCGGAAAAGCCUGCUCGCUAUAAUGGAUUGGUCAAAGAAUGUACUCUGCUCGACAAGGAAAUAAGUGAUCUGGCAGAGUGUGAAACGAGAUAGGAAUAACUCUGUUCUCUUCAAAGAAGCUUUGUGUGUAUUUACCAUAAUAUAAAUUUGAAAAUAUUGGACUUUUAGAAUGAAAUUCCACUCGAAGGAAUGGAGUACCGGAAAAACGUGUGAUCACCCACAUCGAUCAAUCAGUGUCUCUCUCCGAUGCUGAAGGAAAGUAAUUCGUCUAAUCGAGCCUUCCAGGACUUCUCCGUCUGAAUUGAAGAGCAGGACAGUUCAUACAAGAAAAAGGCACUAUAUUCCACUUUCUCUCUCUCUUUAGUACCACAUAUGCACAUAUGUAUGCCUUGGAGCAAUGUUAAGCAACUUAAACCCUGAAUCUAAUCUAUCCAUGAACACAAAAGGAACAUACUGUAUUUUCUAGCCAAUUGCCAAAUAAAAACCUUGAAAAACAACACAGAUGUUAUAAUGAAAUACUGAUAAAUAUGUCCUUGUACAUUCUUUGAAGAUUUGAUUAAAUUUCGUAAAAGGGUUUAUACCAAUACAAAUUUUUCAUGCAUCGGAUGAUAAAGUACUAAAUUGAUACUGAUUGGUCAAUCAUCAUAAAUUGGAAAUCUUAGCAACGAAGGUAUACACAUAUCUACAAUCAAUUUGAUCAAAUAUUUUUCUAGAGGAGGCGUUCCAAAAAUUUCUUGUUUCAGGAUUGCACAUAGUGAACAUCACAGAGUUAAAGGGUAAUUCCACUCGUGGAAUUAUUUUUAUAAAGAACUGACAAAUACUUUUGCAAAAGGCACCUCUUGAAUUCCAAACAAUGGAUCACUCAUUUCCAGUAUUGUUUUUGAUAAUUUUCCUAUUUUAUCAAAGUUUUGUUCUGUGUCGUCAUCAUGGUAAAACUGUCGAGUUAUUUUGCAACGUGUGCGACACACUUAACUCGAGCGAAACUGACUGCUUCCAACUGCCUGACAAAAAGAAGUACAGUAUUCGGCAGAAAAUGGGAGUUCUGGGCUGGCCGGUUUGCUACACGAUCAAAUCUCUGGAUAAAACAGUUGCGCAACGCGGAAUGAUUCAAGAAUUCGAUGGAACUCCGUACUGGAAGCCAAAUUUUGAUGGUUGCAGAACUUUUUACGAUGACAAUUUAGAACUGAAAAUGGAGGUCUGCAUUUGUAUAACAGACAACUGUAAUGAUAAGUAAGAAAGUCUGCAUUUGUAUAACAGACAACUGUAAUGAUAAGUAAGAAAGUCUGCAUUUGUAUAACAGACAACUGUAAUGAUAAGUAAGAAAGUAUCAAGAAGUUGGAGAAAUAAAUAGCAUACGGGAAUUUAAGACUAUAUUAAAAUGUAUGUAUUAUUAUUUCCUUCUAAGAGCCUGUCCAAAUUUCUUAAUUACUUGGUUUAAUUCAAUUUCAUUGUGCAAAAGCCACAAGACCAGAAGAAAGAAGGACAGGCGGCAAUUUAAUUUGCAAUUUUCCUGCGAUAAUUCAUUCUCCUUGGUCGAAUAUUAGACGAGGCGGAGGAGACCACUAUUAUAUUAGUUUCAAGAUUUCAUUUCCUUCUU